AAAAAAACUUCCCACAAGUGUGAGCUCAUAAUUACAAUAAAGUAAUACAUUAUCGAAAAGCUCACAUUUAUUUUAAAUAAGAUGAUGAACUUCACAGUGCAGUCCAAAGCAAUUUGUUGCGGUAAAUAACAGCGGAACUAUUCAGGCGCGGAUGACAAUAACGAAGGGACAGUGUUCCGCCAUAAGAAGUUGCAGCAUGAAGAAGGAACAAGUCCAACAUUGUCAGUUUUCUGUCUGGUAUCCGAUAUUUAAGCAACAUACAAUUAAAAGUGUGAUUCUUCCCCUGCCUCCGGAUGUCAUAGACUAUUUCCUGGACGACGGGACUCUGGUAGUUCCUGGGAGUCACCACGCUGCACAGCAGACGCACAUUAACAGCGACUUGGAUGAAGAGGAAGACAUUCAGUGGUCAGAUGAUGAAACAACUACCACUGUCACAGCGCCCGAGUUCCCAGAAUUCACUGCUCAAGUGCUGGAGGCCAUAAAUGCUUUGGGCGGCCUUGUUUUUCCCAAACUCAACUGGAGCGCUCCAAGGGACGCCAAUUGGAUCGCACUGAACAGCUCCCUCCAGUGUCGCAGUCUGAGCGAAAUAUUUCUGCUCUUCAAAAGCUCCGACUUCAUCACCCGUGACCUCACGCAGCCAUUUCUUCACUGCAGCGACCAGGACUCCCCCGACCCAAACAUCAGUUACGAGCUGGUCUUGAGAAAAUGGAGUGAGCUGAUCCCCGGGGGAGAGUUCCGCUGCUUUGUGAAAGAAAACAAAUUGAUUGCCAUCUCCCAGAGAGACUACACUCAGUACUACCCUCACAUCCUGAAACAGGAAGAGUCCAUCCUUCACGCCAUUCUGGACUUCUUCAACCAGCGCAUCCAGCAUGCCUUCUUGGAUGAAGAUUUCGUGUUGGAUGUGUACAGAGACAGCCAGGAGGGGCGUGUGUGGCUCAUUGACCUGAACCCAUUUGGUGAGGUCACUGACUCACUUCUCUUCAGCUGGGAGGAGCUAAGGUGUGGGGGAGGAGUCGGCCAGCAGCAGGAAGGCCCUGACUUCCGCUACACCACCAGUGAGGUGACGGUGCAGCCCAGUCCCUGCCUCAGCUACAGAAUCCCACGCGACUUUGCCGACCUGUCCACUGGAGAAGACGCCUAUAAACUCAUGGACUUCCUCAAACUGAAGAAAAGCCAAGAAGAGGAGUCGUCAGACGAGGAUGUUGACGCUGCACACUGACCUGAGCUAAUGACGUGAUGACAUGUCCCAUCAUGCACCUCUCACAAUCAACACCUGAUUUACUGCUCUCAUCCCCCAUUAAACUUUCUUCUCACAUA
Molecule: messenger RNA, 1317 nt
Organism: Nerophis lumbriciformis (worm pipefish)
Lineage: Eukaryota; Metazoa; Chordata; Actinopteri; Syngnathiformes; Syngnathidae
Source: RefSeq, a predicted model, not a curated record